AUGUCUUCACGACGACGACGCAACAGAGGCCUUCCUCAGCCUGGACGUCCUGUCAAAAAGGGUCGACCAGCGAAGGCCGACAUUGCAGAAGACGAGCAAGCACCUUCACGCAUUUAUGCGAGAAACUUGCUCGAAACAAAACCUCGUGUUGAAUGGUCCGAUAUCUCGAGCACUUUGGAACUCGUAACAGAUGAGCUCGGUGAUUAUUGGACUCAACAAGACGAGGAUGCCAUCUUGGCAAUUUGGGAUCGAAGCCCAGAGAAGCAGUUGAUUUUAGGCUUGCCUCAGUUUUCAAGUUACUUAAAGCUAUGGAAAUACUGUAUACGCAUCCUAAACUCCUCGCCGAACUGGAUACUUUCUCCUAUCUAUGGCCUUCGCUAUCAAGCGACGGGGAAUAACGCGGCGUCAGCCAGGGGCGAGAUACCCUCCAAAUUAUUUUGUGAGCAUCUCGCGUCGCUGAUUACACACCACUGCCAUGGCGGGCGUGUAUCGCAACUAGCAUUGCUUCUGCAAUAUGCCGCCUUCUGUCGGUUGGAUGAUCGUCGUUAUUUCGCACCCUUUGACAGGGAACUGGUAGAGAAAUGCCCAGCUCUUACGCUCCUAUACAACAAUUUGGACGAGCUGGUGGAUGGCAGAUUACCAGAGUCUCUUCACUCAAUGCAUGCCUCCGCAAGGAGGGAUAUAUUAGAGAAUGAGGAAACCCCAUCUGAGUUGUCAGACUUACUACACCACAUUGGUGAAAUGGUCAUGUCAAAGCGGAUUUCGAGGGUGCCUAUUGUGGCAGAAGAUUUUCUGACACAACUAGACAUGAAUGUUCUUCCGUUGACUCUAUGGGAUCUUAUUGCUGUCAUCGACGCCGUUGAUACCAUGAACUUCAGUGUACCAAGCGAUAGAUAUACCGUCGCUGAAGCACAACGAAGCUUCAUUGUCGAGCUGAAGGGCAGCGAUAUCCCCAGCAGGAACGAGUUGCCUGAGAUAUUUGAGCUUACCUUCAAGGCUAUGCUUAGAUGUAUCAGGAUGGCUCUUCAACCUGAGACUGAUUCAAGUAGUCAAGGUGACAUUGACAUGCCAGACUUGGACCCCCAGGAGGGACAAGAGAACGAGCCAGAGACUGAAUCUGAGUCUGGGCCAGAGUCACGUUCUGAAUCUCGGGUUGAGUCUGGAGCAGAGUCUAACUCAGAGUCUAGGCCAGUAUCGUUAAACCUAUCCCAUGGGUCUUUAAAUCUCUACCCGAUACGAGCCCGCGAAAGUACUCAGCUUUUCGACAGUAGAGCUGAGGAAAUCGACUCAUUGAGGGAAGAGAUCCAGCAACUGCGAGAAAGCAGAGCUCAGGACCGGGAAACGAUCCAGCAGCUGCAGGAAAGCAGAACCCAGGACCGUGAGAUUAUAUCGGACCUUAGGGAACAGCUCAGGACACAGGGUGGCGAGAGCGCCCAAGUCCUUCAAAGAGUCGAGAAGCAGAACAUGGAGUUCAUCCAAAAGCUCAAGGAUGAGCACACCCAGUUCAUCAAGGGCCUUCAGGAGAACACCAAUCUGCUUCUCCGUCUUCAGAGCUCAGAUUCCCGUGGUGCUGUAGCCACGGUGAAUACAGCCAGAUCUGCAUCUCCAGAGCUUGAUGAUGGGCGGUUGCCUGAGACCUCUGAUCAGUCUCGAACUGACGCCGAGGAUGAGAAUCUUGACCCAGAGGUUGCAUAG
Molecule: messenger RNA, 1695 nt
Organism: Fusarium sp. VM40
Lineage: Eukaryota; Fungi; Ascomycota; Sordariomycetes; Hypocreales; Nectriaceae
Source: the annotation of a GenBank genome assembly